Messenger RNA from Pseudopodoces humilis (Tibetan ground-tit), 3649 nucleotides. It is a transcript of the gene ZNF654, whose product is annotated as zinc finger protein 654. Gene Ontology annotation, biological process: regulation of transcription by RNA polymerase II. Gene Ontology annotation, molecular function: DNA-binding transcription factor activity, RNA polymerase II-specific; DNA binding. Lineage: Eukaryota; Metazoa; Chordata; Aves; Passeriformes; Paridae. Gene Ontology annotation, cellular component: nucleus. The record is from RefSeq and is a predicted model, not a curated record.
GCGGCGGGGCCGCCAUGGCGGAAGACGAGAGCGACCAAGAGUCGGAGCGGCUCAGCGAGGAGCUGGAGGCGCUGGCGGCGCCGGGGCUCCCGGCCGGGCUGCCCGCUCUACUCCGCAGCCAGUACUACUGCCGCCGCUUCUGCCAGGUUGUUGAAGACUAUGCUGGAAGAUGGCAGGUCCCUUUGCCUCAGCUCCAGGUGCUGCAGACGGCACUGUGCUGCUUCACGUCUGCCUGCGUGUCAUUCCCAGCCGAAUGUGAGCACGUACAGUAUGUGCUGAGUAGCCUUGCUUUGAGUUUUUUUGAAUUGCUGCUGUUCUUUGGAAAGGAUGAGUUCUAUGAAGAUCCUUUGAAAGAUAUUUUAGGUUCAAUCCAGGAAUGUCAGAACCUUCUAAAUAAAUACAGGAAUCUGAACCUGGAACUAGUGACUCGAAUCAUUCGAGAUGGUGGACCAUGGGAGGAUCCAGUAUUACAAGCAAUUCUUAAAGCAAAGCCUGUGUCACAGGAAUUAGUUAACAAAUAUUUAAGCUCUGAAAAUCCACUGUUCUUUGAACUCCGUGCCAGAUACCUUAUUGCCUGUGAACGCAUCCCUGAGGCAAUGGCUCUUAUCAAAUCUUGCAUAAAUCAUCCAGAUAUCAGUAAAGAUCUGUAUUUCCAUCAAGCUCUUUUCACCUGUCUUUAUAUGUCACCAUUAGAAGAUCAGCUAUUCCAGGAGCACUUGUUGAGGACUGAUUGCAAGAGUGGAAUUGAGAUCAUCUGCAACACUGAAAAAGAAGGGAAGACUACCUUAGCCUUACAGCUUUGUGAAUCCUUCCUAGUCCCACAGCUCCAAAAUGGGGACAUGUAUUGUAUAUGGGACCUGAUCUUCAUUUGGAGUAAACUGCAGCUCAAAUCUAAUCCAUCAAAACAAGUAUUUGUGGACCAGUGCUACCAGCUUCUAAGAAUUGCUACAAAUGUCAGAGUAAUUUUCCCUUUCAUGAAAGUCAUUAAGGAUGAAGUUGGUGAAGAUGGCCUUCAGAUCUGUGUUGAGAUAUGUGGGUGUGCCCUACAGCUGGACCUCCGUGAAGAUCCCAACAUGAAAAGUCUUAUUUAUAAAGCAAUCGCUCAUUUUCUGCCAAAUGACUUGGAGAUCCUCAGAAUUUGUGCUCUCUCCAUCUUUUUCCUGGAGCGCACCUUGGAAUCUUACUACACUGUUGAACACUUGUAUAAAUGUGCAGAUGAAGAAUACAAUGAGUGCACUAGUUCUGUUCAAAACCGCGUGCGGUUUGAGCUGCUGCCCAUCUUGAAGAAAGGAUUGUUUUUCGAUCCCGAGUUCUGGAAUUUCUUGAUGAUCAAGCAGAAUUGUUUAGCGUUAUUGGGGGAUAAAGCCUUGGAUGGCUUGAGUGAAAGUACACUGGAAAACUCUCCUGCAAAUGUAGAGAAAACAGCAGAGUACAGGGCUCUGGGUGAGGAACGUGGCUGUUUAACAGAUGUCAGCAAUGGGGAGCUUGACCCUGGAAACUCUGGAGCCCGUUCCAAAGGGAAUGCCAGGAAGAACCACCAAGCUCUUGAGCCAUCCAAAACGUUGGAUCAGACUGAACCAAGGCACUGCUGUGUGAUCUGCAACAAGGAGUUCCUUGGGGAUCACAUAGUGAAACACGCACAAGCUCACCAAAAAAAGGGCAGCUUCUCCUGUGUACUUUGCACCAGAAAGUUCAGGCAGAAAGGACUCAUGCUGAAGCACCUAAGGAAUCAUGUCAGGAAGAUAGAAAGGCAACAUCUUGCUGCAGCCCUUGAGACUUGUCAGGAGGCCCCGGCUCUUCAUGAAGUGCAAUGUUCUGCUGUUUCUGUGUCUCUUGAAAAUGGCAAUUCUGAGGGCUCCAAAGAUACUGAACCAGAGGCUACAGUAGCUCCGAGUUCUGAUCAGGUCCAAGAGGAGGCUGAGAAUGCAGAACAGGUUUUUGAUGCAGUGGAAAACCAUCUAAGUGACCAGGAUGAUGCUACUGAAAACAGUAGUGACAGCUGUUUUAAUAAUGUUCCUGAUGCUUUAAGUACAGAGAGCCUGCCUGAGGAUGAUGAGAGCUCCAGUAAAGAGUCACCCAUUCUGCAUAAAGUGAAUGGAGUGUUUUGCCCUGAAAAAGACAUUGAUGCUUUGGAUGAGGAAGGAACCUUUAAGUGCCCUGCUAAUGGUUGUGCUAGAGUGUUUAAAAAAAUAAGAUUCCUCAACAAACACGCCAGAAAAACUCAUCCAACUGAUCUGAAGGUGCAACAGCAUAUAAUGAAAUGGAAUAAAGGAAAAUGCCGCUUCUGCCAGAGGAAAUUUGCUGAUUCCCAACAUUUUAUAGACCACCUGAAGAGACAUGUGUAUCCAAAUGUUUACUUUUGUUUACACUUUAAUUGUAAUCAGAGAUUUAAGCUGUCGACUGAGCUUGCAGAGCAUACAAAAAGUCACAAUGUGUUUAAAGCUCAGUGCAAUUUCUCAAACUGCCGUGAGCUAUUUGAGGAGCUCCCUUUGCUGUAUGAACACGAGGCUCAGCAUUACUUAAAUAAAACCCCAGAAUGUUCAGAAGAUGCAAGUGAAAAAGAUUCUUCAGAUGAUCCUUCAGAACCUUGUAGUUACCAAGAUGAUGAUGAAUCCGUUAAUGAAAAAGAAACUGUAGAUUUACCAAUUCCAACCUGGAAGUCAAGGAAGGAUUCUGCAGAACCAAAGACAUAUAUUCAAAGUGUGGAGAAGAAAGCAAAUAAUGUAAUUCACAAUGGAAAUGAAAGCUCAUCUGAGGGUAGUGCUCCAGUUUUAAGUUUGAUAGACCAAAAGACACCUGUGUUACAGCCAAAUCCUGAAAACUGUAAUGUUGUUAGUGACCAACUGGUCAAUGGGCACAGUGACCCAGAUCAGACAUCAUCCAAGGCAUCCCAGAUACCUUUGGACAGAGUAGCAGAUGAAACAAGGACAGAAAAUGGGUCAGUGUUAACAGUUUUACAGAAUUGUCACGAUGCACCACAAAAUAGUGCUCCUGCAGCCUCACAAGUACCUUCUAAACCAAAUCAGACAACAGAGACUACUUCAUACGGUGUCAUCUUAACAAAACCCUACGUCAGACCAUUGCCUCCGAGCUACCUUGACGAACGUUACAUUAGCAUGCCAAAACGGAGAAAAAUUUUGGCUGAUGAAGUAGAUGCUUAUUCUGAACAAGACAAAAUUUGUAGCAAAUCAACAGAAAGAUUUAGAUGUGGCAACUGCUUGACCAUCUACUGUAAUUCAGAAGCACUUGAGGCUCACCUUGCACAAAAGAAGUGUCAGACACUCUUUGGAUUCGAUUCAGAUGAUGAAAGUGCCUGAUUCAAUGUUAUGGAGAGAAGUAUCAGAUGAGGAGUGGUGUAAAGAAACACUACAUGAAACAGCAUCAAUUUGUUUCCCAGUUGGCCUUAAUCAUGAAGCAGUCUCGAAUUCCUAUAGAAAAACAUGACCUUGAUAAAGACAAAGCACAUUUUCUAGACAAAACUCACAGAGGAGUAAUAGGAGCUCUGCAGGUCUUGAGUCCAAGAAAGUUGCUACAAAACCCCCAAAGUACCAGUUAUCCAAAAAAGCCAUGUUCAUUCCAAAUGUAUGAUUGAAGCUUAAUGGCACAGCUUUUCUAGCGUGAAAGUUGAAGGACAAUAAGGCAUAGAGGU